AUGCAGUUUCAUAACGGUGAUGUUGCGGAAAAUGGAGGAGCGACCGCUGAUUCCUACCAUGUUGGGCAUGUGCUUUUGGAUUUCUUCAAUCAACCCGAAGAUUAUGUUUGGCAGAUCGAUGCAGGGACUGGCGAAGUUGAGAACAAGUCAUCGGUGAAGUCCCGUUCCAUACAAUUGGCGAGAUGUCUGAGGAACGCCGGCUUUAAGCCGGGUGACGUGAUCGCCGUGUCUGGCAUCAACCAUCUUGAUGUGCACAUCCCUUUCUAUGCUGGAUACUUUAAUGGACAUCCAAUAAUGGGAAUAGAUCCAUCCUAUAGAUACGAUGAAGUAAAGAGACUAUUUGAAAUAGCUAAACCAAAAGUGACGUUCGUCGAAGUGAGUCUCGUGGAAGAAUACGAAAAAGUCAUCAAUGACCUUGGACUAGAUACGAGGAUCAUAACAUUCGGUGACAGCGACAGAUCUUUGGCCAAAUUUAUAAAGACGUACGAUGAUGGUGCGCCGGACAGCGAUUUCAGAGUGGCCACUUUCGAUACGAGCAAGGUGUUCGCGUGGCUCGUCCUAACCAGCGGAACCACGGGACUCCCCAAGGUCGCUGCCUUCAAGCACUCUGACAUUAUCACCAUGAUCAAAAUCAACUCAGUCAUGAAAGACAAAGAAAUGGCACCGUUUAUGCUUCUACCGAGCGUGCAGUGGGUAUCUUCAUACGUAGCGACAUUGUGUAUGAUUUUCGCAAACCAAAUCAAGUUGCAGUCCUCGACACCCAUCACCGUAGAACAUAUUAUCGAAAUUAUUAACAAAUAUAAGCCGGUUGCCGCGAUAUCAACUCCGCUAGUAAUCAAUGGCAUCUUGAAACACGAGAAACAUUGCGACAUGACGUGCUUUAAAAGGCUCGUGGUCACAGCAUUUGCCAUUAACCCUGUAACCUUGAACCAACUGAAGGCAAAAAUGGGACCAGGCGGCGAGGUGUGGAACCUACUAGGGCAGACGGAAUGUUUGGGCGCUAUUCUGCUGCCGGCUCCGAAUGGUCCCCAGGGAAACUGUGGGACAGAGAUGCCAAUUAGACCUGUAAAACUGGUAGAUACAACAACUGGCCAAGUAAUCACAGAACCGAACAAGGUCGGAGAGCUUUGGACAAAGGGCCCAAAAUUGUCAGAAUACUACAUGAAUCCAGAGGCAACAGACGCUGCGUUCUCGGAUGGCUGGUUAAGAACUGGAGAUCUGCUGUACAGAGACGAAAAAGGAUACUUCUUCUACGUGGAACGGAUAUCCAGCUCCUUUAGAUAUCGUAACUAUUUUAUCACACCCAUGGAGCUAGAGCAUGUGAUUCAGGAGCACCCAGAUGUGCUGGACGUGUGUGUGGUUGGAGUGCCGCACCCUGAGGAUCACAAACACGCUAUUGCGUGCGUCAUACGAUGCCCCGGCUCCACACUUACAGAGCAGGGCGUUAAGGACAUCAUUUCUAGUAAACUAUCCGCUUACAAACAAGUGAGCAGCGUCAUUUUCGUCGACAACUUCCCUAGAACAAUCUCCGGCAAAGUCGCCAGAGGAAAAGUCCUAGAGUACGUCUUAGAGGUCCAAAAAUUGGGGACAUCCGAAUGGCCGAGCUCUGGCAACACAAAGAAACUUAUCAGUGCCUUCCAGCAGCUCAGUACUACGGGUAACACCCGAUAUUUGUCAAGAGGGCGACACUGAUGAACCACU
Molecule: messenger RNA, 1701 nt
Organism: Cydia fagiglandana
Lineage: Eukaryota; Metazoa; Arthropoda; Insecta; Lepidoptera; Tortricidae
Exons: 11
Coding region: 1-1692 (563 amino acids)
Biological process (GO): long-chain fatty acid metabolic process; fatty-acyl-CoA biosynthetic process
Molecular function (GO): long-chain fatty acid-CoA ligase activity
Source: RefSeq, a predicted model, not a curated record